Molecule: messenger RNA, 1075 nt
Organism: Acanthoscelides obtectus
Lineage: Eukaryota; Metazoa; Arthropoda; Insecta; Coleoptera; Chrysomelidae
Source: the annotation of a GenBank genome assembly
AAACAGUCUUAUCUACUCUGCUUGGGAGUACUACUACAACAUACAAUCAGAUACCCCUGCUGAGGUAUUUCCUAAAUAAUGAAAGAAUCUGUUACAUAAAAGAUUUAUUGCAGAGUAACGUAAACAUACGAUAAAAGUAUAAACAAUGUUAAUGAGGGUUCAAAAAUAUUCAAAUUGCUUUUAAGGAAAAUAGGUGUUUAUAGGUCACCAAUGAAUGGCUAAAGUGUAUAAGUGGUUGCAUACCUUGUGACUGUCGGUACUGACAGUUAACCUCGAAAUAUUAUUUGUAAACAUUUUUGAUGGCGAUUGGCGAUAUCCCAUCUGAGAAAACGUGUAUUAAAACUAAACUAUAACAUAUGUUGACGGCAAAUCUCUUAAACAUAAUAUAAACAUGAGUGCCUCAUUGGUUCGCAAAAGUUUACAGAUUGUUGAUCCAGAGUAUAAUAUAAACAAGCAAAGUAGGAAAAAGAAGAAAGAUGUUCUCAGUAUCGCCCCACAAAAUCAUAAAUUAACAAAAAAAUUUCAAAGGCGCGGUGCAAAGACAAUUAAAAUUGGACUCCUAUCAAGUGAGAAAAAACUAACAGUUGCUGAACUUAGAAAGCAACUGAAACCCAAGCAAGAAAUAUUGAAGGAGAACUUGAAGAAAUUGCAGCUGAUAAAGGAAGCUAGCAAAGUAGAAUUAGACAGAGAAACUGUAGCUAAGAUUGUUGAAAGAGCAGUUACAAAAAGGCCCAUUAAGAAGAGAUCUAAGAAGACCAAGAACCAGAAAACAGUAUUUACAGAAGAGGACUUUAAGACGUUUGAAGAAGAGUAUUUUGAUGAAUGAUGAUUCCAGACAGAGCUUUAGGAACAAUUCAAAUCACUCUGGCAUCAGGCAUAUUAUGUUAUUUAUUUUUCUUAUUGAUGGUUCUUCCAAUUCUUCCUAUUGAAGAAAAUUACUUUGAGAAGUAUACUCCUCCCGAGUAUAUAAUGCUAUUCAGUGGGAUAUUUGGAUUGAUAUUCAUAGGCAGUUUGUCAAUAUUCACGUUUAUUGUUAUGUAUAAACAUAAAACUAAAUACAAACUAAAAUGAAACA